Cydia splendana is the source of this 2137-nucleotide messenger RNA. Its product is annotated as piggyBac transposable element-derived protein 3-like. Lineage: Eukaryota; Metazoa; Arthropoda; Insecta; Lepidoptera; Tortricidae. The transcript has a single exon. The record is from RefSeq and is a predicted model, not a curated record. Bases 173 to 2035 code for a protein of 620 amino acids.
AGCCUAAAGGUUGACUGACUAUAAUUAAUUAAUGAUAUUAAUGACUAUUUUUUAGGGUCAAUAAUUAAAAAGAAAACAAUAGUUUCAAAGAAAAUUCCCCAAAAAUUACGUUUUUUAGUACUAAGCUUAGUUUUGCAAAUACAAUUAUUGGCGUUUUCUAUUUUUUGUUAGGAUGGCGAAACGGCUACAAGAUAGGGAUAUCGAACAAUUAUUGGCUGCGUUAGAAGAUGGCAACGUGUCUGAGGAUGGCUUGGAUGACGAGAAUGAUGAUGAGGAUUUAUUUUACACCGAUGCUAGAGAAAUUUUGAGAGACUUACUGCAUGAGGAAGCUUUUGACGGUAGUCGUGGAACGCACGAAGAACGUACUGCUGAUACUGAACAGGAUGAUAGCGAUCCACCACUUGUUGAAGAUAGGCAUGAUAAUCAACAUUUCGACAAACGGAAGCUUAUUUGGAAAGUAGGUAUGUAUGGGUAUGGGUAUAUGUCUUACGACGAAACUAAAAUAACACCUGAUUCCGACAUCAUUGAAUCCACCGACAGAACAAUACAAGAUCUUGAUACGCCAUAUCAAUGCUUUAAUUAUUUCUUUACACCAGAUUUUCUCCAACAAAUUUCUGAUGAAUCAAAUCUAUAUUCAUGUCAAAAAGACCCGGCUCGUUCGCAGAAUAUAACACCUAAAGACGUCCAACAAUUUAUAGGUAUUAUUUUAUUUAUGUCUGUCCAACAAUUCCCAAGUGUGCGGGCUUAUUGGCAUGAAAAAUACGGUUACGAGCCUGUGAAAAGCGUUAUGCCAGUAAAUAAAUUUGAGCGGAUACGAAGUUUACUGCAUUUCAAUGAUAACACAAAACAUUUGACAAGAGAGCACCCAGAUCACGACCGCUUACACAAAAUAAGACCAGUAAUAGAACAUCUAAAUGAAAAGUUUUCAUCAAUACCAAUGGACCAACGUCUCUCUGUAGACGAGCAAAUGUGCUCUACCAAAAUCGGCCACUUCCUCAAACAAUAUCUACCUAAUAAACCUCAUAAAUGGGGAUAUAAGCUCUUCGUUUUGUGUAGUCUUAUGGGUUACGCAUACCGUUUUGAAGUUUAUUCCGGGCAAGAAAAGAAAGAUAGACCCGCAGGCGAGCCGGACCUGGGAAAAACAAACAAUGUAGUCUUACGUUUAGCCAGGGUGAUUCCGAGAAUGAGAAAUCACAUAGUAUUCUUCGACAACUUCUACACUUCAUUGCCUCUGGUUUAUCAUCUGGCAAAACAAGGAAUACACUGCGUUGGCACCGUGCAGCAAAAUAGACUUCCAAACUGUCGUCUACCGGAUAAAAAAGAGAUGUUGAAGGCAUCAGUUCCAAGGGGAACACAUGAAGAGAGGAUUACGCACUUUGACGGAAUUGACUUUUCGGUGACGGCGUGGAAAGAUAACAAGAUAGUUACGCUUUUAUCUGACUACAUUGGUUCCGAGCCGAUGGGAAUUUCCGCACGUUAUGACAAAAAACAAAAACAAAAAGUGGAAAUACCUUGUCCAAAAAUUGUGCAAGAAUAUAACAUGCAUAUGGGUGGUGUGGACCUAAUGGAUAGCUAUUUAGGCCGCUAUCGUAUCAGGGUCAAAAGCCGUAAAUGGUACUUGCGUUUAUUUUAUCACCUUUUGGACUUGGCGGUAAUAAAUUCCUGGAUUUUAAUGAAAAAGAAUUGCAUUGCAAAGGAUGUUCCAACAAAACAACUACCGAACCUUGGGCAAUUUCGCAAUGAAUUGGCUGAUGUCCUUUGCAAUAUUGGAUUAACUUACGGCAUCAAAAGAGGACGUCCAAGUAACGCUUCCAUCGAACAAGGACUACAAGCGAAGAAACAAAAAGGAACUAGUCAUCCUCUGCCAAGCGUCGAUGUAAGAAAAGAUGGCUUUGAUCACUGGCCUAUGAUUGAUACUCGUCUUAGGUGCAAAAUACCUAAUUGCAACGGGACAACAACCUGGUCUUGCUCAAAAUGUAAAGUGCCUCUUUGCUUGAAUCCAAGAAAUAACUGUUUCACAAAGUUUCAUCAAUAAAUUAGUAAUCUUCAGACGCUUAGUAAUGUUUAGACGCUAAUGCAUAGUGAUGUAUAUAUGCAUCAAGGCUUUUUUUUGAUAAAAUGUAUGUUUUUUAAUUAC